CAUUCAAAGUCAAAGACAUGACUUUUACACUACCAAAAAAAUUUCUGUGCUGUCUGCCACUUGAAACUGGAUCUUUUAUAAUUGGUGGAUUUAGCAUAGCUGUUGGAAUAUUGUGCUUAAAUUUCUUUAUUGUAGCUGUUCCUUAUGCAGGAGUGAAUAUACACGAUAAAUUAUUAUUGACAGCUUACUACUUCUUUGUGAUAAUAGCACAUAUAUUCUGUGUCUCUCUGAUCAUUAGUGGAUACUUCCUUAUACUAGGAGUUUAUGAGCUAAAUCACAGAAGGAUGAUUCCUCUUAUGAUGACAUUCAUAGCUCAGCCAUUUAUGGGAAUUGUGAUUUUUGUUUUAUAUUUUGAAUCUGCUUACAUUCAUAGUCACAUUGCAGUGUUCUAUAUCUACACAAUUUUCACGUUUCUCACAGCUUAUUUCUUACUUUGUAUUAAGAGUCUUUAUGAAGUUAUCAGGAGUCGAGGGGAGAAACCAAUAGCACAAAGAUUGCCUUCACAAGGAGUGUAGUAUUAGAUUUAUAUCAAAAUGAGAAUUUAUACGAA
This is a messenger RNA of Chironomus riparius, 550 nucleotides long. The record is from the annotation of a GenBank genome assembly. Lineage: Eukaryota; Metazoa; Arthropoda; Insecta; Diptera; Chironomidae.